GGAUCACCCGCCAUCAUGAAUGACACAGUAACUAUCUGGACCAGGAAGUUCAUGACUAACCGACUACUUCAGAGGAAACAAAUGGUCAUUGAUGUCCUUCACCCUGGGAAGGCAACAGUACCAAAGACAGAAAUUAGAGAAAAACUAGCCAAAAUGUACAAGACCACACCUGAUGUCAUCUUCGUAUUUGGAUUCAGAACUCACUUUGGUGGUGGGAAGACAACGGGCUUUGGCAUGAUUUACGAUUCUUUGGAUUAUGCAAAGAAAAAUGAACCCAAACAUAGACUUGCAAGGCAUGGCCUGUACGAGAAGAAAAAGACAUCAAGAAAGCAGCGAAAGGAACGCAAGAACAGAAUGAAGAAAGUCAGGGGGACUGCAAAGGCUAAUGUUGGUGCUGGCAAAAAGGCGAAGGACUAAAGACUCUACAGUGAUGUUAUCUGCAGCCGUUGUAUAGAUGUUUUCACAAGGGGAUUAAUAAAGACUUUUCAUGUGAAA
Molecule: messenger RNA, 495 nt
Organism: Nycticebus coucang (slow loris)
Lineage: Eukaryota; Metazoa; Chordata; Mammalia; Primates; Lorisidae
Product: 40S ribosomal protein S24-like
Exons: 1
Coding region: 16-417 (133 amino acids)
Biological process (GO): translation
Cellular component (GO): ribosome
Molecular function (GO): structural constituent of ribosome
Source: RefSeq, a predicted model, not a curated record